Messenger RNA from Malania oleifera, 2556 nucleotides. RefSeq names its product B2 protein-like. The record is from RefSeq and is a predicted model, not a curated record. The coding region runs from base 121 to 1107 and encodes 328 amino acids. The transcript has 5 exons. Gene Ontology annotation, biological process: response to endoplasmic reticulum stress. NCBI's taxonomy places the organism in Eukaryota, Viridiplantae, Streptophyta, Magnoliopsida, Santalales, Ximeniaceae.
CAGAAACGUAAAUUAUGAUGAACAGCGAGGGUAUUCUGAGCAGCCUGCCAUAUAUAAAUAUUGAAAUGCGUGCCUUCACUCCAAAGCGGCUCGCGGCCUAGGCGAAAAAGGUUUUCCAAGAUGGAAAACAUGCAUAGCUUUUGGCAAUUGGGCGAUGAACUUCGAGGGCAAACCCAAGUCUUAGAGGAUCACAAGUGGUUAUUGGCUGCAUCUAAACUGGCUGAGCAGACAAGGUCAAAGGGCGAACGGAUGAAUAAUCUCGAUCUUUCAAAGGGACAGGUUGAAUCAAGGCCAAGGGACAAAACUGGAUUUCAAGAAGAUAACAAAUUUGAAAGCCUCAACUUCAAUUUUUUGAGCUUGGACUCUAAAAUGAACGAGAAUGUAAGCAAAAGUUCUUUCAAGAAUGGAAUGUACAAUGUGAAUGCAGUUUACCUAAAAAGCAAUGGAAAUGGCUUGGGAAAUUUGGUUGGUAACAAGUAUAGCGGCAAUAAUCACAACAACAACAAAGAGCCCAACAACAACAGCAAUAACAACAACAAUGAAAACUCCAAUACCAUCAAUGCAGUUGACAAAAGGUUCAAGACUUUGCCUGCUGCAGAGACACUCCCAAGGAAUGAGGUGCUGGGAGGCUACAUCUUUGUGUGCAACAAUGACACAAUGCAGGAAGAUCUGAAACGACAACUAUUUGGCCUGCCACCGAGGUAUAGAGAUUCUGUUCGGGCAAUAACACCAGGAUUACCUCUCUUUCUCUACAACUAUACUACACACCAGUUGCAUGGUAUUUUUGAGGCAGCCAGUUUUGGGGGUUCUAACAUUGACCCAACUGCCUGGGAAGAUAAAAAAUGUAAAGGUGAAUCAAGGUUUCCUGCACAGGUAAGGAUCCGUGUGAGGAAACUCUGCAAGGCAUUGGAAGAAGAUGCUUUUAGGCCAGUGUUGCACCACUAUGAUGGUCCAAAAUUUCGUCUUGAGCUCUCGGUCCCAGAGGUAUGGCAAAUUAUUCUUCUUCCUAAGGCUACAAAAGAGCCAAGUUGUUUGCUAGGUACUUGGUGCCUGUAUUGGGCUCACUUAGGCUCAUUCUCUAAGAUAAUAAAUCAGUCAAAAGCAUGAGGUUAUUUUUAAAACUUGAAAACUAAACGAGUCAAGCUCGAACUGGUUCAUACUUGGAUUGCUGAACUUGCAAGCUAGCUUAUUUAUUGAGCCUACAAAUCAGUUCAUUAUAAGCUUAACAUUAGAUUUUCUUCUCAAGUAAGCUAUCAGUUAACUUGUAAGUCGUAAUUCAAAUUUUGGUUUUUAUAUAGGCUCAAACUUGACUCAUCUAUUGGCUCAUUAAGAGGUUCUUUUAUAAACUUGUUUUAGAGUGUACUUUAGAUUGAUGUUAUGUUGCAUAUACAUAUUUUGCCCGUAUUCUAUUUAUUCAACUGUAAUCACAUCUUUUUUGUUAACUUUUAAAAUUCUUCACAACAUAAGACGGUAGAACACAAAUUAAAAGCAUUGGGCCUAGGGUUCAUUCGUUUGUCUACAGUAAUGGUCAAUUUUUUACAUUAAUGACUUAGGUUUAAAUUUAAAGCUCAUGAAUAAACGACUGAAAUUUAAAAUUAGACCUUCUCUUUUAGGCUUUUUUAAUAAAUGAGCGGAACAUGAGCAAGACUAAGCUCAAUUCUUUAAUUAAUGCAACCAGUUUGGAAAUGUUAAAACUUGGCUUGAUUCAGUUGCAGCCCUACUUUUUCUAGUGUAUACCUAUGUUUUGCUCCUGCUAUUCUAUUCUUUUCCAUCUCUCCUUAUUCUUAAGGCUGCUGUUUGGAACUUUGAAAACAUGUUGAAAAUAAAUAAUAUGAAGGAAUUGUCCUUUUUUAUGUGUGGUUAUUAAAGGAAAAUGUAAAAGAAAAAAUAGUAAAGUGACUAACGAAAAUUUUAGAUCUUAAUUUUUAAUCAUAUUUGUUCAAAUUUUCAUUCUUAAAUCAUGUAUUUUGAUAUAAAGAGAGAAUGCAACAAAAAAUUGAUAUCUUCCAUAAUUACUUUUCCAUUCCUUUCACAAAACUCUUAAUCCUAAGCGUAAAUUUAUAAUUUACCCUACAUAUCCAUCAUAUAUUUUUAUUUUUGGCUUAUUUUCGAAACCAAUGGUUGUGAAUUCAAUUUGGUGGUUGUGCAGACCCUGGACCUGCUAGACCUGUGUGAGCAGGCAGGCGUAUGAAGCCCAGUCACUGGAAGCAUCAGCUAGCUGUUUCUAUCCAAAGAAGUAAAUGUUAGCAAUGGUAAGCUGAUGUGGUCCUGUGGUGCGUUAUCAGCUGUGCGCUUUGAAUAGAUUCUCCGCUCAGAGGAUGCAAGUCCUGGCUGGGCACGAAAAGUUUGAAAUGUGCAUGAGCCAAGCUGAAUAAAUAUGUUGUUAUCUUUCUUAAGAUAUAUAUAUAUAUAUACUUGUAAUGUGUAAUCUGCUUUUGAGCGUUAUAAUCUCUGUAGCCAAAGCCUGUGAGCCUUGGUGGAGAGAGAGGAUGACAAAAAUAUAAUGGUAAAAAGUCCUCACAGCUCGAGUCUUUGAUGCGUUGCUCUGUUUGUGCA